GGGGGGGGAAGGUUCCUUCUGAGGGGAGACCUUGGGGACCCCCCCCUCUCCCUCAAGGACGACUACAUGGAGGGGACCCUCACCCAACGGUGAGGCAUACCAUCCUGAUCCUCCUCGUGCCUUGUGAUGGCUUCGUCGUUGCCUGGAAAGGAUCGCUGAGGGACCCUAACUGCUGCGGUGUGGGGAGACAGCUGUGUAAAAUCCACAAGACAAAAGCCUCUUCGGAUUUCAAUGUUCAGGGAGCAGAGCUUUUUACAAGCCAGAUUGGAAGCCCGGGGAGGAAGGAAGAGACCCAGCCGUCCAAAAGGCACCGAUUCCCUUAGGAGGAGAGUCAGCCUAAAUGCUGCGAUGCCUUCCUGGCCUUUGGAGGAUACCAUGCUGGCCGAUGACCACUGAGAGCAUGCAGAGGCCCAGGCAUCACCAGUGGGGCAGGCGUGUGACGGCGUGGGGGCUGCUCUAACCGCUGGGCACGCUACAAUAUGGGCCAGUGCGUCACCAAGUGCAAGAAUCCUUCUUCCACUCUGGGUAGCAAAAAUGGCGAUCGGGAGGCCCACGGCAAAGCUCACGGGAAGCGGAGCACCAAUCACAAGGAGGAGCUCAACCUGGUUGGCAGGAAACCCUCUGGAGAUAUUCUGGUCAAUGGGACAAAGAAGGUGGAAGCUGCUUUAGAACCCAACCAGGCUCCCACUUCCUCUGGAGAUGCCCGGAAAGAGCCCGUCUCGGGCUCCGAGGAAUCGUUCCUCCACAGAACUGAGGAAUUGUUCAGGAGGUACAAGGACGAACGAGAAGACGCCAUAUUGGAGGAAGGCAUGGAGCGUUUUUGCAACGACCUCUGCGUUGACCCCACGGAAUUCAAAGUGCUCGUGCUGGCUUGGAAAUUUCAAGCGGCCACUAUGUGCAAAUUCACAAGGAUGGAGUUUUUUGAGGGUUGCAAAGCAAUAAACGCGGACACCAUCGACGGGAUUUGCGCCCGGUUCCCCAGCCUCUUGACCGAAGCGAAGCAAGAAGAUAAAUUCAAAGACCUCUACCGUUUCACUUUCCAAUUCGGCUUGGAUUCGGACGAAGGCCAGAGGUCGCUCCACCGGGAAAUAGCCAUCGCUCUCUGGAAGCUGGUUUUCACGCAGAACAAGCCUCCCAUUUUGGACCAGUGGUUACACUUCUUGACCGAGAACCCUUCGGGUAUCAAGGGGAUCUCCCGUGACACCUGGAACAUGUUCCUUAAUUUUACUCAGGUCAUCGGGCCGGACCUCAGCAAUUACAGCGAGGACGAGGCUUGGCCCAGCCUCUUUGACACUUUCGUGGAAUGGGAGACGGAGCGACGGAGGAAGGGGGAGGAAGAGGAGGGUCCCACCCGCUUGGAGGAUUUACAGACAGCGUCCCCGUGUACAGACCAUCACGCGGCCUGACAGUUUCGACAGCGGCAAUUGUUCCCCCCCACUUCCCUUUCCCUCCCCCCCCCCACUUCAUGGCCCGUAAGCUCAGAACUCCUCUGGAAUUUACAGACUUCUCCAGAUUUUUUUCUACUUUACACCUUUCUCUGCCUUGUAUUUUGAAAGGGCUUUAAAAUGCUGUAUCCAUAUUUUAGGCACUUUCUUUUUAAAAAAAUGGGCUAUUCCCGUUCCUCCUCUCCUCGAAAAGUUUAAUUCUCCCCUUCCCUUCCCUUCCCUUCCCUUCCCUUCCCUUCCCUUCCCUUCCCUUCCCUUCCCUUCCCUUCCCUUCCCUCUGGUUGCGAGUUAAAUGAUUUUAUUUCCAAAUGGUUUUCAGGCUGGUAUGCUUCUUUGCCCCAGGUUACACAACUUUCAAAGGAAUAUAUAUAUAUUCCUUUGAAAGUUGUAUAUAUAUAUAUACAACUUUCAAAGGAAUAUACAACUUUCAAAGAAUAUAUAUAUAUAUAUAUAUAUUCUUCUUUUUCCUGGUGAGGUUAAAUUAACAUCACUAAAUUAUUACAGUGCCAGAUUGAAGUUCUGCAUUUUUUUGUUUUUUUUUUUAAACAGAGCAGGCCUAUACUGUGUGUAGUGCUGUUUACAUUGUUGAAUUUUUAUUUUUAAGGUUGUGAUAAUUUUAAGAUUUAUACCACGAUUGAUAACAGUAUAAAACUGUUCAGGGCAAAUGCGUUUAAAAUUCCCAGGCAAACAAAAGUUACGUUGAAAGACUGUACUGUUGCCAUUAUAUAUAUAUAUAAUAUAUAUAUAUAUAUAUACUAUACUAAAACACCCAAGAUUCUGAAAAAGGUGGUGAGAAUUUGCAGUGCGUCCUUUUCUGAUUUCCAGUUAUCCUCCGUUCACUCGCUUUCCAGGAGGAGCUUGUAAAGCAGGGUUUCCCCACGCUUGGCAACUUUUAAGACUUGUGGACUUCAACUCCCAGAAUCCCCCACCCCAGCCAGCCAGCCAGCCAGCCAGCAUGGAAUUCUGGGAGUUGAAGUCCAGGCAUCUGAAAAAGUCGCCCUAUUUGGGAAACUCUGUUGUAAGGCUUUUCACAGCAGCCCUUUUCGGUUGUGAGCGUUUUUCUCUUGAUUCUCUCUCCCCUCCCGCUGAAAGGAAACCACGCUGCCUCAAAGGGGACAUUUAACUGCCAAAUUCUGGCAUCGCCAUUUUGAAUACUUUUUUUGGAGGGGAGGCACAAAUUGGGUGUGUCAGGCCAGCGAGAUCUCAGCCUUGAUCUGAAGAAGAACGGCUCUCAAAUCUUGGCAACUUUAAGACUUGUGGAUUUCAACUCCCAGAAUUCCCCAGCCAGCAAAGCUGGCUGGGGAAUUCUGGGAAUUGAAGUCCACACAUCCCUAAGGUUGCUAUCGCUGAAAAAAAAAACUAGUUUAGACACCCCCCCAAGAAGAUGGUGUACAUUUCUUGGCAGCUUGAAUGCUUCAAAACGGAGGCUCGUUUACACAGAAUUGCCUGCCCCACCAGGAUGGUAGGUGGGCUCGAGGCAGUGGGGGAAUAGAAAAAAAAAAAAUUUAGCUUCCCCUUUUGCUAGAGAAAAGAGUCUUCAGACAAGGGAAAGAGGCCUGGGAAUAUCCUUAAUGAUCCCAUCCAAAGACCAGUUUUAAGCAAUGCACCAGAUCAGUCAAUUCCAUCAGGAUUGGAAGGCAAAAACGAUUUGAGAUUUUAAUUCACUAACAACCGGGCAGGCGGGAGGGAAAGAAAGAAAGAAAGAAAGAAUGGUCUUUAAUGAAUAAAGAAAUACUUGAAAUUCACAUCCUCUUCUCAGCGGCUGAGAGCAGAGGGUGGCACCCCUUUUUUUGUGUUUCUUUGAACGACUGCAUUAAAAGUUCCUUUUCCAAAAUUGUA
This is a messenger RNA of Pantherophis guttatus, 3284 nucleotides long. The record is from RefSeq and is a predicted model, not a curated record. NCBI's taxonomy places the organism in Eukaryota, Metazoa, Chordata, Lepidosauria, Squamata, Colubridae.